AUAUUAGUCAGGUUACCUGUCAAGUGGAAAUUUACCACGAGAAAUUGCAAGUUCACUUGAAAUCAAGCAAUAUUGGUACAUAUAUAUAUAUCAUAAAGAAUUAAAAACGACUGAAGCUGGAAGGAGCUUGAAAUGGCUACUAUAUUUACUCCCACAAAUCAAAAACGGCUAACUAACAUCGCUGUCGUUAGAUUAAAAAAAGGAGGAAAGCGAUUCGAAAUAGCUUGUUAUCCAAAUAAAGUUAUGCCAUGGAGAAAUAAAAUUGAAACCGACAUUGAUGAAGUUCUACAGACACCAACUGUGUUUUUAAACGUUUCAAAAGGCCAAGUUGCCAAAGCUGACGACUUACGAAAAGCAUUUAAUACUGAUGAUGCAACAGAUAUAUGCAAAAUAAUUUUAACAAAAGGAGAAUUGCAAGUCACUGAAAAAGAAAGACAGGCCCAAAUUGAAAAUACUUUCAGAGAUAUAGCUACUGUUGUUUCUGAAAAAUGUAUAAAUCCGGAAACUAAAAAACCUUAUACAGUAACAAUGAUAGAAAAGGCUAUGAAAGAUUGUCAUAUCUCAGUAAAACCUAGUCGAAGUGCAAAACAACAAGCUUUGGAUGUUAUACAACAAUUGAAAGCUACUGAAACGUUCAAGAUUGAAAGAGCCCAGAUGAAAUUGAGACUAUUUAUACCAAGCAAAGACGGGAAGAGGGUAAGAGAAAAAGUAAAGAAAACAAAUGCCCAAAUAUUAUCUGAAGAAUUCGACUGCGACUUGGAAAUGACAGUAGUAAUCGACCCCGGACUAUUUAGAGAAAUAGAUGACAUAGUCAAAAUGGAAACGAAAGGAAAGGGUCAAGUAGAAGUUUUAAGUUUGAAUACUUGCGGUGACGACGAUGAAACUGAAUAA
This is a messenger RNA of Dimorphilus gyrociliatus, 891 nucleotides long. NCBI's taxonomy places the organism in Eukaryota, Metazoa, Annelida, Polychaeta, Dinophilidae. The record is from the annotation of a GenBank genome assembly.